Yamadazyma jaroonii is the source of this 2004-nucleotide messenger RNA. The record is from the annotation of a GenBank genome assembly. NCBI's taxonomy places the organism in Eukaryota, Fungi, Ascomycota, Pichiomycetes, Serinales, Debaryomycetaceae.
AUGACAUCUUACUUGAGUCAAUUGAUACCUCGAUUGAGUCUAAAUGGAGGGUCAAACAAGUAUAUCCAAACAGAACAAGCAAAGACUCCCAAACUACAAUACAUCACCAUCUUCAAUCCCAGUUAUGUCAAUGCUAAAGAUGAAACCAAUGAAGAAUUAAUGAAACAAAUCAUUAGUUUCAUUUCCACCAAUGAUGGAGAUGAAUUAGAGUCUAAUAAGGUGGAGCAACUUCGAAUUAUUGGUUUGAUACAAGCAAUUGAAGGUUUGUCAGGUACCUUUGAUGAAAGCAAAGAUACGAAUAUCAUCAAAUCAACCAAAUCAAGUAUCAUAGUCAAACGACUAGAAGGUGAUUUUAUCUUAGCUUGUUCAAUAUCAAUGCCAGAAAAUGGUAUUAAAGAAUCAUCCAUAAACCAUCAAAUGAUUCAAUUGAUAAGCCAAAGUUAUGACUUCUUCAAGAUCUUAAAUACAAGUUUCCAGAAUAUUUUAGAUAACUACAACAGAGAUAUUUUGAAAAAUCUAAUACAAGAACAUUGGGGAGGGUUCUUAGUCAAUUUCAACAGUGAAAACUUCAAAUUCCCACCAACAGUUAAGUGGCCUAAUAGUCUAAACUAUCGAGGGUUUUUGGGGUUUUUUGGAAGUUAUAAAAAAUCAUCAGUUGAGUUCAAUUAUAAUUCCAAAGUUGAAAUCGACGAAUUUUGUCAAACUCAAUCAGUCCCCAUGCAUGGGAUAAUCAUAAGCUAUUUUGACAAACUUUUACCCAAGAAAUAUGGUUUGGUUUACAGUAAUAAUCUCUUCGAUGACACUAUUCAAGAUUAUCCGAUUCUGGAAGAAUCAUUGAUUAAAAUUUAUAAUUUGAUAGAAUACUAUGAGUAUCAUGAAAAGUUAAAUACUGAACAGUUCACCAAAUUAAGUAAUGAUGAUUUGUUCUCAUCCCCUAAAAUCAUGAAAGAUACCAUUAAUGUGGAAAUCGAGGAAGAAGACGAAGAAGCUGGUUUUUUCGCCAAUACAACCAACACAGCAAUGGAUAUAUUGAAUCCCAUCAAUAUAACGAAUAACUUGGUUAUUUCACCUAUUAAUUACACCAUGAAUAGUAUGAAACAAUUAAGUGAUACGUCCAACUGGUUAAAAAUUCCAUCUUAUUUGAAAUUCGGUGUUGUUGAAGAAGCGCCCGAACUCGAACAAAGCGAUGAUGAAGACGAAGGUGAGUUUAUUGUUGGUUUACUUGAUGAAAUAAUUUAUAGAAAGCUCAUUUAUCUAGAUACCUUGACUAAAGAUGGACUGGAAGAAAGAGAAUACCUGUUAGUAAUCUAUUCCUACAAACAAAUGUUUGUCACAUUAAUUUAUGAUAGCUCAACGCCUGAGUUAGACAAUAAGGAGUUUUAUCAAAACUUAAGGUCAGAGUUAUUACCUAUAUUAAAUGAAUUAGAUACGACUAUUAUUAAUGGAGGUAGCCUAAUCGCCUCCACUUCAUCAUUACCCAGAUCUGUCAAUGGUUUGAUUUCUAAUGACACCAUUGAGAAUCAGUUAGAUAGUGAAUUCUUCUUCGUCAUUUAUGAUAAAAAUGAAAACAACUUUAAAUCUUCAUUGCCUUAUUUGCCAUUACCCUUGAAUAGUUUGAGUGAAUUGAACCAAUAUGACAAAGCACAUCUUAAUAUUCGCUCGGCAAUGUUUUAUUUACAUGAUCAACUAUUAGAUAUCUUCUUCUUACAGAAUGAAGGUAAACUUUUCCUUAAAGAGAAUUCCAUCAAGGAAUAUUUCCAUAAAUUCAGUACCAAUAAAAUCAAUGAUUGGAUGUUUUACUACAUUUCCAUGGGGGAGAAAUUCAUCAUCAUCAUAAAGAAUUCGAAUCACAAUAAACGAAAAAAGACAAAGAAAGUAAAUGCUACCACAAUUUCAACCUCAUCCAUAUCGAUGGAGAAUGAUUUGAAAUUAAGUAUUUUGGAAAAUUUGGGAGAUGACGUCAAACUUUGGUUUGAGACCUUCCAAAUGAAUGGUGAUACAUAA